Molecule: messenger RNA, 1222 nt
Organism: Dama dama (fallow deer)
Lineage: Eukaryota; Metazoa; Chordata; Mammalia; Artiodactyla; Cervidae
Gene: PEMT
Product: phosphatidylethanolamine N-methyltransferase
Exons: 7
Coding region: 345-1028 (227 amino acids)
Biological process (GO): phosphatidylcholine biosynthetic process
Molecular function (GO): phosphatidylethanolamine N-methyltransferase activity
Source: RefSeq, a predicted model, not a curated record
AAUAGGAGCAGCCAUGCGCACAAGUGUAUGUUCCCGGGCCGGUGCCUGGAGUUGGGGACCCCCCACCAACACUUAGGAGCGUAGUCCAGCGGGUGGGAAAAGCCACUGCUGCUCUUUUCAUCUGGUUCUCAGAUGCUGAGCAUCCUCACAUGGGUGUCGGCCCCUUGGGUUGGCUCUAAACACCCCCGCAGGGUCCUGGUUACCCCAGUGGGGUCGCUGCUCCACCAGGUACUGGACGCGCACCUCCAGAGUCACUGAUUUCCUCCCUGGCUUCCGCUGUGGCCCGACCGCCCUCCAAUAGGCACAACACGGCUGGCUGGGUUUUGCUUUUUAUCUUCAGAUUUAUGAGAUUGCACUGCAGUAACUUUUGCCGGACUUGGACGCACCCGAGCCUGCCGGCCUGUUCCCGGAGGGCAGACCUCUGCAUUAUGACCCGGCUGCUCGGCUACGUGGACCUCUCGGAACCCCACUUUGUGGCUGCCGUCCUUGCCAUUGUCUUCAAUCCACUCUUCUGGAAUGUGGUCGCGAGAUGGGAACACAAGACCCGAAAGCUGAGCAAGGCCUUUGGGUCCCCCCGCCUGGCCUGCUACACCCUGGGUGGGGCCAUCCUGCUCCUGAACAUCCUGCGCUCCCACUGCUUCACGCAGGCCAUGCUGAGCCAGCCCCGGAUGCAGAGCCUGGACAACCCCGCGGCCUACCACGUGGGCCUGGUGCUCCUGGGAGUGGGCGGCGUGUUCGUCUUUUCCAGUUUCCUGGCGCUGGGCUUCACCGGGACCUUCCUAGGUGACUACUUCGGGAUCCUCAAGGAGGCCAGAGUGACCAUGUUCCCGUUCAGCGUCCUGGACAACCCCAUGUACUGGGGCAGCACAGCCAUCUACCUGGGCUGGGCCAUCGUGCACGCCAGCCCCACCGGCCUGCUGCUGACCGCGGUGGUGGCACUCAUCUACAUGGUCGCCAUCCUGUAUGAGGAGCCCUUCACCGCUGAAAUCUAUCAGCAGAAAGCCUCCCAGGCCUGUAAGAGAAGCUGACGGCUGCCGCCACUCCGUGAGAGUUCCCACCUCAGGCCUGCCCCAAGCACAGGCCCCUUGAGGGGGAGAGCGGUGCUUGGCGAGGACUGUCCAGUGCCUUGAAAACACAGCUUGAGGGCUCUGGACAGGCGCCUUGUGGCCCCAGAGCCCCCUGCCCUGCUGCCCACCUUGUCCUGACUAAUAAAAGGCGCCUG